AUGAUUACUGGUGAUAAUCCUUUGACAGCAUGUCAUGUUGCUCGCGAAGUUGAAAUCAUUAAUCGUGAAGUAUUAAUUUUGGAUCUUCGUAAAGAUGAAGCUAGCGAUGAUGUUGAUCCUUUAAAGGACAUUGAUCCAACAAUACUUCAAAAUUAUGAUAUAUGUGUGACAGGAGCAGCAUUAGCGCAAUUUGAAAAUAGAAAAUCAGUAAAAGACUUACUAGAACACACAUGGGUUUAUGCAAGGGUUUCACCUGGUCAAAAGGAAUUUAUAUUAACUGGACUUAAACAAGCAGGAUAUAUAACAUUGAUGUGUGGUGAUGGUACAAACGAUGUUGGUGCAUUGAAACAAGCGCACGUUGGAGUAGCACUUCUUGAUGGUAAACCAGAAGAUCUUAGAAAAAUAGCUGAACAUCAACGAAUGCAACGAUUAAAAGAUAUGUAUGAAAAUCAGUUAAAAUUCACAGCCAAAUUUAAUAUGCCGCCGCCGCCGCCACCACCAGCAAUUGCACAUUUAUAUCCAAACAUAACACAACAACUUCAACAAAACACUAAUAAUAGAAGACCAAAUCUACCGCAGGCACAGGUUGAUAAUAUUACAGAACAGCUUCUUGAUAUGGAAGAUGAACCGCCUACCAUAAAAUUGGGGGAUGCAUCAGUAGCGGCACCAUUCACAUCUAAACUUUCUAAUGUUGUAGCCAUUGCAAAUAUUAUUAGACAAGGAAGAUGUACAUUGGUUGCUACAAUUCAAAUGUAUAAAAUUCUGGCAUUGAAUUGUUUAAUAACAGCAUAUAGUCUUAGUGUUUUAUAUUUGGAAGGAAUUAAAUAUGGUGAUUUACAAGUAACAAUUUCAGGAGUUUUGCUUGCAGUAUGUUUCCUUUGUAUAUCAAAAGCCAAGCCUCUUGAAAAUUUAUCUAAACAACGACCUCAAACCAAUGUAUUCAACUUUUAUAUUAUUUUAUCAAUUCUCGGACAAUUCGCUAUUCAUAUAGCCUCUUUAAUAUACGUUGUUGAGCUGGUAUUUCGUUACGAGGAACGUGUGGAAUUUGAUCCAGAUCAAGAAUCUGAUCCAGAAAAAGAAUUUGAACCGACAUUGCUUAAUACAGCAGUAUAUUUGAUAUCACUAUCAAUGCAAGUUUCUACAUUUGCUAUCAAUUAUCAGGGACAUCCUUUUAGAGAAAGUUUACAAGAGAAUACAACAUUGUAUUAUGGAUUGUGUACAGUUGCUGCCAUAGUUGUCUCUUGUGCCACAGAGUUUGUACCUGAAGUUAAUAGUAUGUUACAACUUGUACCUAUGAGUAAAGAGUUUAAAGUUUCUCUCACAACAACUAUAUUGUUUAAUUUUGGAUUAGCGUGGCUAGUAGAAUACGUUUCCAAGUUUUUAUUUGGGAACAAUAAACCAAAACCAAUCGCACAAAGAUAG
Entrophospora sp. SA101 is the source of this 1422-nucleotide messenger RNA. NCBI's taxonomy places the organism in Eukaryota, Fungi, Glomeromycota, Glomeromycetes, Entrophosporales, Entrophosporaceae. The record is from the annotation of a GenBank genome assembly.